CCUAUUAAAUUAUAGCCAACUCGUCGAUUUAUUUAUCAAAUAGUAACGACUUUGUAUUGUUUGGCCAAAGUCAACACUGCAAGAGCUGGCUAAUUAUUCCAUCUUGUGAUUGUUAAUUUCAAGCUUUCCUUUCCUUUCCUUUUGUUUUGUUUAUUUUUCGAGUGAGAAGAGAUCUCAAAAAUGGCUUACAAUCUUCAAUCCCUCAUCACCAUCGUCCAAAGGAUUCUGGAUCCCGAACAAACACACUGGAUUCUUGAACCUAAGAAACCACAACUCCAAUCCCUCAUCACCAUCCUCGAAGGAAUUCUUGGAUUCCUCCUCGAAACCACAACUCCUUCUUCUUCUAAUCCCUCCUCGAAACCACAACUCCAGUCCCUCCUCGAAAAAGCUUCUUCCCUGCAGCAGAUUCUUGAAAAAACUCCACUCACCAAAAUUCCAAGUUUGGAGAGCCGAAUCAGAGAUGUAGCAAAUGAAGCAGAAGAUAUCAUUGAAUCUCACAUGGUUGAGCGAAUGCUUUCGAUUCCUAAAAGAGUGAACUCGAUUCUUCAACUCACACCAGAUGUGCUGCUAGUGACACAAAAACUUGAUUCUUUAACCCAACAAGUUGAGGAGCUCGUGGAGGUGGAGAGAAACAAGAAGCCGAUUGGCAGCUCAGUGAGUGGUGCUUCUUUCUCGAGUUCGAAGAGCGUCGUGGUGGGAGUUGAUCAAGAUCUGAUGCAGUUGAAGGAUCGGCUGACCGGGAUGCAGAGCAAGCUGGAGAUCCUGCCCAUCGUGGGUAUGGGUGGUAUAGGUAAAACCACUCUUGCUCGAACACUUUAUCAAGAUCCACUCAUUCUUCACCACUUUAGCUAUCUUGCUUGGACCACAAUUUCACAAGAUUACAAUAUGCGCUCAAUUCUAUUAAGCCUUCUUCGUUGCAUAACUGGAUCAAACUAUGAGCAUGAGGGAGAUGGUGAGUUAAAAGAUAUCUUGUAUAGGAGCUUGUACGGUAGAAGAUACAUGAUUGUAUUAGAUGAUAUUUGGAGCACCAAAUUCUGGGAUGAGAUAAGGAUGUACUUCCCGGACAACAAUAAAGGGAGUCGGAUUGUGAUCACCACUAGGGAAUCGGAUGUCGCCAAAUAUGCAGACUCCAAGAGUCUGCAUCAUCAGGUGCAGUUGCUGAGCGAGUCUCAAAGUUGGGAUCUUCUUAGCCAAAUUGUGUUUGGAAAAGUGGAUUGGCCUCAUGAGUUACAAGGGAUAGGGAAGAAGAUUUCGAGUGAUUGCGGUGGGCUUCCUCUGGCUAUCAAUGUGAUUGGAGGGCUGUUGUCAAAGGUGGAAAGAUUGAAAGGUGUUUGGGAGGAUAUUGGGAACGACGUAAGAGCUGCAAUUGCUGAAUCGGACGAGCAGUUCUUGAAUAUACUAUCCUUAAGUUAUAACCAUCUGCCGAUUCACUUGAAACCAUGUUUCCUCUAUAUGGCAGCAUUCCCCGAAGAUUAUGAGAUUGACUCCUUGAGACUCAUACAGAUGUUGGUGGCAGAAGGAUUUGUGAAAUCGAAUGGAGAUAAAAGUUUGGAGGAAGAGGCAGAGGAUUAUUUAAAGUCACUUGUAGAAAGGAAUCUAGUUUCGGUUAUUACAAGUUAUAAUUGGUAUGGAAAAGCAAAGAGGUACAGCAUGCAUGAUCUUUUGAGAGAUUUAUGCAUUAGGAAAGCUGAUGAUGAGAAGUUUAUACAUGUCAAGAACUCCACCGAGUUCACAUUCUCUAACCAGCCGCGUCGUGUGAGUAUUCACACAUCAUAUGGAAUGGAAGAUGAUGAGUAUGCUUCUUCAUCAGAGAUGUCACUUGUUCGAUCAUUUCUACUAUUGGUCGUGUUGGAUAGGAAUGUACUUCCCAUGGUUUUCACAUUAAGAUUGCUUAGGGUGUUGGAUUUAUUGGAAAUGAAUAAGUAUGAGAUAGGAAGGCGUUUGAUUGAGUUCCCGGAAGAAAUAUUACAACUUGUGAACUUACGCUACUUAGCUAUCAGUUGCGAGUCAUUGCCAAGAAGUGGAAUAUCAAGAUUGUGUAAUUUGCAAACCUUGAUUGCUAAGCUGCUACGCGAUGGCUCUUGUCCAGCUGAGUUGUGGGAGAUGUCUGAGUUAAGACAUCUCAUCAUAUUGGAUCCAUCAUAUCUCAGGAUAGAAGAUGAUUACCUGAAAAAAAUUGUUCUGAAGAUGCUGCAGACGAUACGGGGUGUGUAUCUAAGUCGGUCAGUGAUUAGAAGGGGUUUCUUGGAAAGCAUUCCAAAUAUAAAAAGCUUGGGAAUCUUGUAUAAGGAUGAAGGCUCAUCAGGGAAGAGUGAAGUAGUUGAUCUGAGUCAUCUUCACAAACUCCAAACAUUAAGCUGGAGUUCAUCAGGGGAUCAAUAUCUGCACGGACUCAAAUUUCCAUCUACUCUUAGAGAAUUAUUCGUGGAGUGUUGUGUAAUAACUCCGGCAGCGACGACGGCUCUGUGUGCACUACCGAAUCUGGAAGUGCUCAAGAUGUUGUUUUGUACCUUCAAAAGCAAUGAGACAGAACAAGAAGCAUAUCGUGAAGAGUGGGAAAUAGCAGAAGGAGAUUAAUUCAGCUCAUUGCAGUUUCUACUACUCUAUAAUUCACGUCUAGUGCGUUGGAGAGCUGAUGAAACCAACUUCCCUAGACUCCGCCAUCUCUUUAUAGGAGAUUGUAGGAAGCUAGAGGAAAUCCCCGCCGGCAUUGGAGAAAUCCCAACCCUCCAAUUAAUUAAAAUGGUAUAUUGCAGCGAUUCUGCAGUGGCCUCAGCGAAACAGAUUCAGGAGGAGCAGCAAUCUGAAUACGACAACUACGACCUCCAACUUCGUAUCUCCCCAUAAUUGCACAUAAAGAGGAAGAGAAAAGAAAGGAAGAUGAAGAUUGAAGACGACUCAAAGUGGCCACAUUUGAAACUCAUUUGAUUUCUCCUCUCUUGUCUUGUCUACCAUUCCUUCACAAUUUGCUUUGUUUUUCACGGGUUUUUGCUAUGGGACUUUUAAUGAGACUUGAACCUUUAAUUGGAUUUUUUUUAAUUUGAUAUUAUAAUUUCAUUGAUAUAUAUUUUGUCAAAUUUAAUUAAUUUGGAGUUUCGGA
Messenger RNA from Salvia miltiorrhiza (redroot sage), 3100 nucleotides. Its product is annotated as putative late blight resistance protein homolog R1B-16. Gene Ontology annotation, biological process: defense response to other organism. NCBI's taxonomy places the organism in Eukaryota, Viridiplantae, Streptophyta, Magnoliopsida, Lamiales, Lamiaceae. Gene Ontology annotation, molecular function: ADP binding. The transcript is spliced from 2 exons. Bases 181 to 2577 code for a protein of 798 amino acids. The record is from RefSeq and is a predicted model, not a curated record.